UUCCUCUCUCAUUUGAUACUAUGUCAUUUCCCCAUCUUGGGGGAAAUUUGCUUUAAAUGAAGAGAAUUAAAAGAAUAAGAAGAAAACUCCCCUUCUCAUCAUUUCCUGGGUAAAAGUCCCAAAGUUUCAGGUGAGUUGUCACAGGCUACCUCACCUUCUAUCGCGGCGUCCCUAGGUCAUUGGUGUUCUCCCACCAAGUCGAGUAAUUUUGGACAAGCCACUAAUCCUUUGGAAGUCUUAGUGGGUUUUAUUCGACUACCCUGUGCUUCCCAAUCUUUCCUACAUCGCAGCACAAAGAAUAUGGUAUUGGUAGGACACUGAGUAAACGGAGGAGGCAGCACAACGCAGCACACCUGGAACCCGUACACUGGUGUUGACGCUCUCAAUGAGCGCUCUGUCCAGUAAGUUUGUUCCAGCUGACGCGCAACGACCGUCUGUUAGAAAGAUCGAGCUGGGGCUUCCGCUGUUUCUGAACUCAGCAGACUCACGGAAAAACAAACAAACAAACAAACAAAAAGUCUUUCUUCACUAAGAAAACCAGAGGAUAAAAAGGCAGAAAAGUCGCAAGCCACAGCCUACACACGAACACCAAGCCACCCAAUUUCCCAGUGCGCUCUCCGCCGAUCUUACGUCUCUUCCCAGCAGGCGCCGGGACACACCGCGAGACUUCAUAAAUUCUCGCGAGAUUUAUCGGCAGCCAUCUUCUUGGGGGUGCUGGGAGUCGGGAAGACCCCCCGAAUCCUUCCCGUUGAGCUGCCUUUCGUAUUCGCUUUCUUCACUUUUGCCUCUUCUGCGUUGUCAACAAGCACCUAGUCUCGAGGUUGAGAGAAAGCCCGGAUCUAGGCGCGUGUCGCGCUCCCGGUCCGGGGAGAUUUGCUGGGGUGCAGGGAAGGGGGAGGGCCCGGGCAAACCGUUGCUGCCUCAGCCCAGGUUGAGGUCCGGGGAGGGAGAGCUCCUGGCACCCAGUGGACUCGCGGCCUGCGGCAACCCCCGCGGAGCCGGUAGCCCAGCGGGGCUCGCGGGAACCUGCCACCGGCGCCUCCCACCGCGGCCCACGCGGGCAGCGCGCGGAGGAGGGGGCGGGGGCAGCGGCGGCUGUAGCGGCUGCGACCUGGGCGGGCGGAGGAGGAGUGUGACGGGCCUCGGGGGCCGCUGUGGAUGGUUUCUAAAAUGAUCAUUGAAAACUUCGAGGCACUCAAGUCCUGGCUCAGCAAGACUCUGGAGCCCAUCUGUGAUGCAGAUCCAUCAGCCCUAGCAAAAUAUGUUCUGGCUUUGGUAAAGAAAGACAAAAGUGAAAAAGAGUUAAAGGCAUUAUGUAUUGAUCAGCUAGAUGUAUUUCUUCAGAAAGAGACACAGAUAUUUGUGGAAAAACUUUUUGAUGCUGUGAAUACAAAGAGUUAUCUCCCUCCUCCAGAGCAGCCAUCAUCUGGAAGCCUAAAGGUAGAAUUUUUUCAGCACCAAGAAAAAGAUAUAAAGAAAGAAGAGAUCACGAAGGAGGAAGAGCGAGAGAAGAAGUUUUCUAGAAGGCUAAAUCACAGUCCUCCCCAGUCAAGCUCACGCUACAGAGAAAAUAGAAGUCGUGAUGAGAGGAAGAAAGAUGAUCGUUCUCGCAAAAGAGAUUAUGACCGAAACCCUCCUCGAAGAGAUUCAUACAGAGAUCGGUACAAUAGAAGACGCGGGCGGAGUCGCAGUUACAGCAGGAGUCGUAGUCGAAGUUGGAGUAAAGAGAGACUGCGUGACAGAGAUAGAGACAGGAGCAGGACCAGAAGCAGAAGCAGAACCCGAAGCAGAGAAAGAGAUCUAGUAAAACCUAAAUACGACUUGGAUAGAACGGAUCCAUUAGAGAAUAAUUAUACUCCGGUCUCUUCGGUACCUAGCAUUUCAUCCAGCCACUACCCUGUACCUACUUUGAGCAGCACUAUUACAGUAAUUGCUCCUACUCAUCAUGGUAAUAACACUACCGAAAGUUGGUCUGAAUUUCAUGAAGACCAGGUGGACCAUAACUCUUAUGUGAGACCACCAAUGCCAAAGAAACGAUGUAGAGACUAUGAUGAAAAGGGUUUUUGUAUGAGAGGGGACAUGUGCCCUUUUGAUCAUGGAAGUGACCCAGUAGUUGUAGAAGAUGUGAAUCUUCCUGGGAUGCUGCCUUUCCCAGCACAGCCUCCUGUUGUUGAAGGACCACCUCCUCCUGGACUCCCUCCACCUCCACCAAUUCUUACACCCCCACCUGUGAAUCUUAGACCCCCUGUGCCACCUCCAGGUCCGUUACCACCUAGUCUCCCACCUGUCACAGGACCACCCCCUCCACUUCCUCCUUUGCAGCCAUCUGGCAUGGAUGCUCCCCCAAACUCUGCAACCAGUUCUGUUCCUACUGUGGUAACAACUGGCAUUCAUCACCAGCCUCCUCCUGCUCCACCUUCUCUUUUUACUGCAGUUUUUGUAUUACCAGAUACAUAUGACACAGAUGGCUACAAUCCUGAAGCCCCAAGCAUAACCAAUACUUCCAGACCUAUGUAUAGACACAGAGUGCAUGCACAAAGGCCUAACUUGAUAGGACUGACAUCAGGGGAUAUGGAUUUGCCACCCAGAGAAAAGCCUCCCAAUAAAAGCAGUAUGAGGAUAGUAGUGGAUUCUGAAUCAAGGAAAAGAACCAUUGGUUCUGGAGAGCCUGGAAUUCCUACAAAGAAGACUUGGUUUGAUAAACCAAAUUUUAAUAGAACAAAUAGCCCAGGCUUCCAGAAGAAGGUUCAGUUUGGAAAUGAAAAUACCAAACUUGAACUUAGAAAAGUUCCUCCAGAAUUAAAUAAUAUCAGCAAACUUAAUGAGCAUUUUAGUCGGUUUGGAACCCUGGUUAACUUACAGGUCGCGUAUAAUGGUGAUCCCGAAGGUGCCCUUAUCCAAUUUGCAACAUACGAAGAAGCAAAGAAAGCAAUAUCAAGUACAGAAGCAGUGCUGAACAAUCGCUUUAUUAAGGUUUAUUGGCACAGGGAAGGAACCACCCAACAGUUACAAACUGCUUCCCCUAAGCCUUUAGUCCAGCAACCCAUAUUGCCUGUUGUGAAGCAGUCAGUCAAAGAGCGGUUGGGUCCAGUACCUUCAAGUCAUACUGAACCUGCAGAAGCACAGAGUGCCAGUUCAGACCUUCCUCAGAAUGUAACUAAGUUAUCUGUGAAGGACAGGUUGGGUUUUGUAUCAAAGCCAUCUGUUUCAGCAACUGAAAAGGUGUUGUCUACGUCUACUGGCCUAACAAAAACGGUGUAUAAUCCAGCUGCUUUGAAGGCUGCACAAAAAGCAUUACUUGUUUCCACCUCUGCAGUUGAUAAUAAUGAAGCACAGAAAAAAAAACAGGAGGCAUUGAAACUUCAGCAGGAUGUAAGGAAAAGGAAACAAGAAAUUUUAGAAAAGCACAUUGAAACACAGAAGAUGCUAAUUUCAAAACUGGAGAAGAACAAAGCAAUGAAGUCUGAAGAUAAAGCAGAAAUAAUGAAAACUUUAGAAGUUUUGACAAAAAACAUUACAAAGUUAAAAGAUGAGGUCAAAGCUGCUUCUCCUGGACGCUGUCUUCCAAAGAGUAUAAAAACCAAGACUCAGAUGCAGAAAGAAUUGCUUGACACAGAACUGGAUUUAUAUAAGAAGAUGCAGGCUGGAGAAGAAGUCACUGAACUUAGAAGAAAGUAUACAGAAUUACAGCUGGAAGCUGCAAAACGAGGUAUUCUGUCAUCUGGUCGGGGUAGAGGAAUUCAUUCAAGAGGUCGAGGUGCAGCUCACGGCAGAGGCAGGGGUAGAGGUCGAGGCCGAGGUGUUCCUGGUCAUGCUGUGGUGGAUCAUCGUCCCCGGGCCUUGGAGAUUUCUGCAUUUACAGAGAGUGAUAGAGAAGAUCUGCUUCCUCAUUUUGCGCAAUACGGUGAAAUUGAAGAUUGUCAGAUUGAUGACUCUUCACUUCAUGCUGUAAUUACAUUCAAGACAAGAGCAGAAGCUGAAGCAGCUGCAGUUCAUGGAGCUCGUUUCAAAGGGCAGGACCUAAAACUGGCGUGGAAUAAACCAGUAACUAGUAUUUCAGCUGUUGAAACAGAAGAAGCGGAACCUGAUGAAGAGGAAUUUCAGGAAGAGUCUUUGGUGGAUGACUCAUUACUUCAAGAUGAUGAUGAAGAAGAAGAGGACAAUGAAUCUCGUUCUUGGAGAAGAUGAUUUGACUGAUCAUUGAUCUGCAUAUGCUAGAACUCUGCCUGUGUUUCAUUAGUAUUAUCUAAUGUACUUUGACAUAUUUGUAAAAACAAUUUUUGGUAAAAUGUGAUGAAGAUGGAUUUCACAAAUAGACAAAAGAGAAGAAAACUACCUUCUGAUCUUGUAUUUUGAAAGAUUGAUGUUUGCGUUUUAUUUCAGUAAACAAUUGCUAAGACAUCACACUAGAAACACAUGCAAUGUUUUUAUUACAUACUUCUACUGAACGUUACAGAAUUCUUUGGGUUCUUUGUAAUCUAACAGAUAGGUCUGAAAACUUACGACCAAUACUUGUUAUAACUUAGAGGAUUUUUGUUUACUCCAAAUAAGGAAUGAAUUUGCAUUUAAAAUCUUAAUGAAUGUUUUCACAAAUGAAUAGAUAACAUAGUACUCUAACUAAAGUCUCCUUAUGUAGUCAUAAUAUUACAUAGUAGUAUGCAUAGGCUUUACUAUGUAUUAACCUUUUAUUGGACUUCUGUAUGUAUUUUACCAUAUGGGUUUUAAUGAUAACGGUGUAUGACUGCUUUGCAUAUGAGUCCUUACGCAUUCAGAUGUUAAAAUAAAGUGGAAUGGUCUCUUGAAAAGAAAAGAAAGAAAAAAGCAAUGACAAAAAAAAAAAAAGCAAAGACAACGUUCCUAAAAUUUAAAAAAAAGAGAAAAAAAAAAGGAAAAAAAAAAAAGAAAGGAAAAGAAAAAAAAAAAACAGACCAUUCCAGAUGGUAAUCUGCCCUUUCCCCCAAUUAUCACAAAAGGAGCUAUAAUCACUAACUUUUUCAUAAUAAUGGUUACUGGUACCUUUAUAAUAAUGUACAAUCCAAUGUUUAAAAUUUAUACCACUUCAGUUUGGUUUGAUCCUAUAAAUUUUCAACAGAUGUCUUAAGAUUUAAAAGCAGGCUGAUUAGUUUGGAAGCAGACUUCAAGUAGAGCUAACAUUUGAUGAAUAAGAAAACAUCACAUUACAUUUUGGAUUUAUGAAAGAAAACUUGACCAUUUGAAGAUGUAUGAAUAAAGAAAUGUACUAUAAGUACUACUUUAGGAAAACACUGUUUGGUAAGUGUUCCAGUCUGAUAUUUUAAGUGUGCAUUUCCUAUACAUGUAUAAAAAUCUUUGACAUUUGCAAAAAAAUACUGUGAUUUUUAAUGGAUUUUUCUGGCAAGUGAACAUGAUCAUUGAAAAUUAAUACAGCAGUUUCCAGGAAAUAAAUGUGUUCUUUGUAGAAUGAGGGGGUGGGUAAAUACGUACUUAUUUCUAAAAAUUCAUUACAGUUAAAAGUGUUUCUGCCCCUCCUGAAAUUAUAGUUAUUACAUGAAGAGUCACAUUUUUUUAAAUUACUGUCUUUCUGUAUUGAGGUCCUCACAAUCUGUAAUUUCACCACCACCAUAAUCUCCUGCCAAUGGGAUACCUAAUGGGUGCCGUUUUUCUUUUUCUCCCUGAGCCCCAGACUUGGAGUUAAAAUUGUGUAUAUGUUUUUGAUGGUAAUAUUUCAUAGGAAUGUUUUGGCUUGCAAUUGGUGCAUAUGUUUAUAUUUAAAGUUUCAGAAUCACAUUUCAGAUGGCAAAUAGUGACUUUACUCAAAAACUUUUUUUACUAUACUUAGAUCUAUGAUAUAUUUUUAUAUAGUCUCUUGUAUGUUGACUGUGUUGCUAUUCUGAUUCAUUAGGUAAGUGUGUUUUCUUUUCUUUUUAGUAGUCGUGAAAGGUGCCAAAUUGGCAGAGGCUCACGUUUCUUCUCUUUACACCAAACAGGUAUUAUAAAGAAAGUAAAUCUUUCAAAAGCCAGUUAAAUCUCCAUGCUGAUUUUUGGCUUUAUAAUUUGAUUAGUAUAUUUUAGCCUGAUUUUUUAAAAAUUACUGUAAAAUUCCCUUAUAAUGUAACUAAAAUACCUACUCUGUUAAUUUAAAUUUGUAAAUAGCUUAUCAGUUUUCCUAGUCUAAAAUUCUGUAGUAACAUAUAACUUAAAAUGUCUUAAGCCAUGUAGCUUUGAAUGAAUCAGAAGAAGAAAAGUGUGUUUUGAUUUAGUCCCAGAGUCAGGAUUAAAUAUUAGCAACAUUCAUUAGAUUCACAAUUGUAUUUAAUUAGCAUUAAUAUAAUUUUACUUAUAAAUAUUACUUAAUAUUUAAUUUCUAUUGGGGUUUUUAUUAAUGAGUAUGUCUAUACAUGCUUAGUACGCUACAUGUACUUUCAUGUGUUCUCACUUAAACCUUAAGAUAGCCCUUUGAAGUACUUGUUAAUUCCUGUUUUACAGAUAAGGAAACAGGCUAGUAGAGGUGGAGUGACUUGCCCAGAGUCACAGCUGGUUAGUGAAAGGACAGGACUUGAAUGCAGACAUUCUGAUUUCAUUGCCAACUUUUUUUUUUUUUUAUAAUUUUUCCUUGCUACCUCCUUAAUUACUGAUUAAACAUGAGAUUGUGUUUACAGUAAACGUGAUAGUUCUUACCUCAAAUAUACUGUACAAAAGUAGUAGACUUCUUGGUCAUUAGCCAGUUCAUAUCGUUACCCUCCUUCUUAAUACAGCGCUUUGUUCAUAUUUCUGUUACGGUACUUAUGUUGUAAUAUAAUUUAUCUGGUUCAUAUGUCUGUCUUCCCCACUAGAUUACAAGCUCCUCAAGGAAGGGGACCAUGUCUUAUUCAUCUUUUUCUCUCUAGUGCUUAUCACAAAGCCUGACUAGUAGUGGGCACUCAGAUGCUUGAUGGAUGAAUUAAUGAAUGAAUGUAUAUUUAAAUCUCCAAUAGAGGAGUGACAUUUACCUCCCUUGUUAAUUCUUACAGUUUUUCAAAAAUCUCUCUUGAAGGUCUUUUCUGUCACUGGGAUUAUUUUGCUAAACAAUUAAUACAGUUUAAUUUCUCACCAGUGGGGUUACAGGUACUGAUGGAAGCUAUACCUGUAGUCUGAAUGGAAUUUCCACAGCAAUUAAUAUGACAUUAAGAUUUUGAAAUAUUGUAUGUUUUAGUCAGUUUCAGGUGUAAAGUAGUCUUGGUUUCUGUCAGUGUGUAAGAUUAGAAAUGCUAGGAGCCACCAAUCUAGUUUAUUCCCACUAGUGUUUUGUAUCCAAAGGUGACCUAGGGUAGACUGCUAGACAAUGGUUAAGAGAUUUAGCUUUUGGUCCCAGCUUUGCCAUUGACUGUGGCCUCAGACAAGUCUCUUAACUUGUCUAGGGCUGCUUCCUUGUCUGAAAAUGAAAGCAGUUGAACUAGAUGAUUUCUAAGGUGCCUUUUACUGCUAUAGUUUUCAUGGUGGCAUAUUAGUGUUUGAUCUAAAACAAUUUACUACAUCUAAACUGAUUAUCUGUUGUUUCUGUUGCUGUUGUUUCUAUCAGAUCAAUGGAAACAACUUAGAUUUGGUUAUGAUAACUCAUAUAUUGACUCUUAGUACAGUUUUGUAUAUAGUGUUCCCAAAUGCUUGCAUUUGCCAGCACAAAUUCUAUUCAGCCUAUUUAAUAUAGGUUAAUUUCUAUAUGGACUAGCACUUCCCUUUCCUAAUUAUAACCUUUCUUUCACUUCUAAAUUCAAAGUUUCAAAAAUAACAAGUAUUUGCCGAUAAUGCAGAUACAGCCAGUUUUCCCACCAUUACGGAUUUAAGUGUCCUCUGUUUCAUCUUGGUUUACUUUACUCUUUACUUUUAUAAUAUGCCAUCUAAAAUCUCUAAACACAUUUUUAAUUCUAUAGCUCUCCUAACAAGUUCUUUGCUUUAGUACAGGUCUGGGCUGUAUAGGAUCAGUUGGGAGUGUGAAAAGAAUUGAGGACAAUGUAGGUAUCUACUUCUUACAGGAAAAAAUGAGGGAAAUUAUAUUUUACUGGUUAAAAGAUUAAGAUUACCUCAGGGGAUGGUUGAGUUGUCAUUUUACAUUUUCACUCACUAUUUUGUAUCUACUUAAUACUGUAAUAAUUGUAAAUCUAAAAAAGUAUUUAAGCGUUUAACCGAUGCCCCAAGUAUCUAAUGAAAACGUGUUGUAGGAAUGGCCGAGUGUUCCAUAGCCUUUGUUUUAUUGUGCUGUGAUCAAAUGUAACAACCAGUAGUUUACUGUGAAGGCAAGAGUUUACCACUUUAGCAGAUUACUGGUAGAAAAUAUGGCUGGGCUUAUUUGAAGGAAAUUUCUUGUCACUAGAAUUGUUUUAUGGAGACUGUCUUGCUAAUCUUUCUUGGAACAGUAAUCAGUAGCUAUAAGGGUUACAAGAAAGCAAACAGUUGCUUGUUUGGUAUGUUGAACUAUAAAUAUAGAUACUUAGAGUAUUCUAAAAGCUUUAACAAUCAGUAUUUUCUUGUUUUUCUCCCCUUACACAUUAUGCAGAUGUAUAGUUGUAGAAAAUUCGUUGUAGUCACUCUAGAAUUUGUAAAAGUAUUUCUAAGGUUUUUUCUUCUAUUACAAAAAUCUAUUAACCUUUUAAAACAAGUAUGCCCUGCAUGAGAUUCUAGUUAAUUAAGUUAGUUCAUUUAUUGGUCUCUCUCUCUCGGCUUUUCUUGUUCUCCUAAAACCCUAUAAAUUAAUGAUGAAAAUUUAAUCUAGAAUUAAAUCAGUGUACAAUGUUGGUAAGGCAGAAAGAGGAUUUCCUUCUCUCAGAUCUCAGAAACAACCUUGUUCUUACUAACUUCUUAAACUGGUUAGUUACUCGGAGGUACGUAUAUAGGCCUUUAGAGAAGAGUAGUUGUUUACCUAUGAGAUAAAAGAAAAAAAUCCUGGUGUACUUGACUGAUGUUCUCAAUAAUUUCUAAUAAAAAUAGCAUGUUUGCUAAGUAGAGAAAUUCCUAAUUUGAUAAAUGCAUUUCUUGCAGUUUAUCAGUAUUAUGUGCUUAUUAUUUAGUAUAAUUGAAAGCAUUUUUUCUAAUUUUACUUUUCGGUAUCAGUUUACUCUUGCUCCUUCCUAACUCUCUCCCUCCUUGUUGCUUUGUUUAUUUCACCCAUCCACUUGUCUUCCUAUCAUCCAGAAGUUAGACUUCCUUUGAAUAUCAGGCACUGUCUUAUUUUAGUAUGUUCCUUUUAUUUUUUGUUGCUGACCUUUAUCUCAGUAUAGAAUUUUGUUAUAUGGUGUGAUUAAAGAAUGAAGUGAUUAUCGCAUGGAGUUUAAGGUUAUUAGAUAUAUAUCUCCUGGUUACUUUGGAAUCUUUGAGAAACUUAAGAAAAUUAUUCUUGCUUUUAUUUUUAUUUAUAAUAUCUCAGAAUUUGUUUGUGAUUUCUUAGUUACUUAUCCACACCUCUGUGAAAAUUUACAAUCUGGUCAGUUACUAGAUUUCUAAACCAAAAUUUUAAGUCACAGCUGUGUGGUAGUCCUGUGGUUUUUGCAGCUUAAUGUUUAAAGGAAAUGUGAUGCAGAGACGUUUUGUUAAAAUCACUUUAACCCAAAGCUGAUCAAUAUUUUGUGCAAUUUGUCUCCAACAUCGGUUUUAGUUCCUUUCUCAAAUAGAUGUUUUAAUUAAGAAAAAGUUGGUCAUCAAUUUAUGGUGUGAUUUAAUUUUUAGAUUUUAUUUUUUAUUUUCAAAGUUUUAAUAGUCUUCUCUUUUUCCAGCAGAGAGAGAUCGUCAUUGCGUGAAUUUAGCUCUGGGACUACAACAGCGAGAACUGUUCCUGUCUGGAGAUGACUGUUAAAAUAAUACCAUCCUACCAUUUCAUGUUUGCCCUUUACCAAUUUGACUAGAGGUUUACAUGUACUAUAAUUAACAUUUCAUCUUUGCAGUUCUCUAAGGGUACAUCUGAGUCCAGAAGUGUGUCUCGGUGUGUGCUUUGACCUUACUCUUAAAUGUUUUCCCCCUUUACUUUAUAACCAUUUAGUUUUUAAACAUUUAGGAAGGAACAAGGCCUUUUGGUUUCCUAAUGUGAGAUAAGUUCAGCUUCAGGUAAAUUGAGAGUUGUGUCUAGGAGAUCUCUAAACAUGAUGCUGUGCUCAUUCCCAUGAACAAUUUAGAAUGAAGAAGGUGGUUAAAAAGUUAAGCAUGCAUUUGGUUUUAGGAUGUAUUUCUGGGGUUAGAAUAGCCCUUAAAAUAAUUUUGAACAAAUUAAAAAAUACUUUUUUACACACUGCAACAGCUUGCCUAUUCUGAAUAUACUCAUUGAAGUCAUUGCCAAGGCCACUUACCUGAAUAAAAAAAAAAACAAAACAAAAACUUUA
Molecule: messenger RNA, 10322 nt
Organism: Trichechus manatus latirostris (Florida manatee)
Lineage: Eukaryota; Metazoa; Chordata; Mammalia; Sirenia; Trichechidae
Gene: RBM26
Product: RNA binding motif protein 26
Exons: 22
Coding region: 1159-4188 (1009 amino acids)
Biological process (GO): mRNA processing
Cellular component (GO): nucleus
Molecular function (GO): metal ion binding; RNA binding
Source: RefSeq, a predicted model, not a curated record